AUGACAGGGGGUUUCGCGCCCAAUGAAAUCUCGACGCACUCUUCAGCUUGCUCAGCCUGCUGCAGGAUCAAUUUUCGUGAUCCAGCCACCGCCUUUCCAUUUUGCUUAGCACCGCUCCACACGUGCUCAUUCAACCAGGUGAAUCGCGCCAUCGAGGACGUCACCAACGUCAUGAUAUCUGGGGCAGAGUCUAGGACCGGCAUUUUGGCCGUGUUCUUGACACUCCAGCUCAUCGUCUUCAUUCUUGAGAUCUUUGUUUUCACCCCAAGUAUCAGAACGCGAAGGUGGUACAUGCCGCUGCGGCAAUGGCUUGCUCCUCUCGGCGUUGCUCUGCUUGGAGUCGUUCUUAUACCCAUCGUGUUCACGGACGUCGAAUCGACCGGCGAAACCCUCCAUGGCAAGUGCGGUAUCGGUGUAGAUGCCGACGUUGCUGGUGAUGGUGUUCGCAUCGCAGCGUGGGUACAGGUCUGUGUUCUCAUCGCCAUAUCUCUACUGGGCACCUUUCACCCCAAUGCGACUGGGGCCAAGGAGAUGGGCGCUGGGCUUGUCUUGACGCACAUAUCCCUGGCUAUUGCUUUGCUUGUUCAGGUAAAGCAAAAGACACUGACACUGGCUGAUGCUGCCGUCGGCGCCAUGAUUCUUGACGCUCAGAACAUCGCCCUAUCAAUUCCACUCGCCGCAAAAGAGUCCUUGGCCGCCCGAUGGCAGGUUCGGGUCAUGGCCUUGAUCCAACUAUUUGGACUCAUAACCCUUCUUUACAUUGUCAGGCAACUAUUCCAGGGUUCAUUUUCCACCAAGGAAUGCCCCUGCUUGACAGUGUUCUGGUGGGCAUGGCUCAGCAAUUGCCAGCCACCUCAGAAGGAACAGGCUCUAUUUUGGGUUUACUGCAGUCUUCGGUGCUUGAUGUUCGCCCAGACGUCUUUUCACUCUCUCUACAACACACAAGAAUUCCACCAAGCUGAGCCAAAAUGCGGCGAAGAAGGAACCGAGAUUCAACAGAAGGGUGGCGUGUUGGUUUCCAUCACCUAUCCCAACGACAGCAUCGAUGGACUGCCCGCCUCCUAUAGCGAGUACCCUGCUACUACGUCUUACAUGUACGCCCUGCACGGCGUGCUCGCUCUCACUUCCCUGAGUGCAGCCCAGAUCGUUAUUCGAGACUCGAAUCUGCGACCAUCAUCGGCCAUCAACUCUGUCGGCCAGAUCAUAGCCCUCGUCGUCGCCGCUGCUACUGCUUUGCGGGCAGCUUGGCUUUUUCUGAUGCUCUUCAUCAGUGAUUGGACGUCAGGAAAAGUAUCUGGUAUCAUGUGGCCUUUUCGACUAUACAACCUCACCCAGGCGUCUGGCUGGCAGGGCUACACCCUUCUCCAAACAUCCCACCACGACCCCAACGUGAUCAAGCUUGGUAGCAUUAUCAACGACCCCAAAGAUCCAUUUAGUCCACUCGAUGACCCUGUAACGACAGAGCCGGCCGUUCACACUCGCAUUGAGGAUGUCAAACAAGUAACCACCACCCGCUCUCGGGGGCCUAAGCGGAUUUUCAAUCAUAUCCCGGCUUUUCGCGACGUCACGGCUGAAGAUUUGAAGAGGGUGACAGCAGAUUCCAUGGAAACAGUCAGGUUUACGCCGAGCCCGGAUUAUAUCGAGGAGAGCAUGAAAAAGCCUGGCGUUGAAGCGUACCUUGAGUCCAUGCGAGGGCCUGCCAACAGAGUUUUCAUGGUGACGGGAGUGAUGAACGCGGAAAGCUUUACGCUUUCCACUUGCAGUUCAACUUCUGCGUCUACGUCUGCUCCAGCACUAGUUACUGGGAUCCCUCUUCACAUGGGCGCUGACGCUCAUAUGAGUAGGAGUAAAGAAAUGUCGACAACAUACCAUGGACUUGUACCUGUUGCGUAUCGGUUGGAGGCCAUCACGGUGGGUAAGGAUGGAUAUGUCUUUAAAGCUCAAAGAUACGGAGGGGAUAACUGCAUGGACACGAUAUUCUAA
Molecule: messenger RNA, 1983 nt
Organism: Fusarium vanettenii 77-13-4
Lineage: Eukaryota; Fungi; Ascomycota; Sordariomycetes; Hypocreales; Nectriaceae
Exons: 2
Coding region: 1-1983 (660 amino acids)
Source: RefSeq, a predicted model, not a curated record